UGUUCUCACAUACUAGUACAAGGGUUCAUCUGCCUCAACUUCCGCUGCACUACUCCAAGUCUCAAGUCUUUACAGCUGGGACUUAAUCUCUGCAAAAGAUCCUAAAGGGUUUUUCUCAGCCCAACAAGCAAAAAAUGCAUAGGUAUGAAGGCUUCUCUCCAUAGUACACCCUUUCAUCCACAAAAGAAUUCCCGGUAAACAGCAUCAAGUGAGGGGUCGGCUUCCAUCAUGCGCCGCAGCAGCAGCUGCUGGGCCUCCCGUGUGCUCAGCUUCCAGGGGUGCAGGGCCGGUAUGUCCGUGGAGUAGGAGGCAUUGGUGUGGUUCCUCCCGUCGUCCCACAGAUACUUCAUGCGGUCGAGCACCGGGUCCCACUCUGGGAAGGGCUCCACACACAGCAGCAAGUUGCCGAUGGCCACCUGGAGUGGGAUGGACAAGGCGAGAACCGCGCAUGGCAAGGCAGCAUGAUGAAGCGCGCUGAGGAAGGACUCACACACUGCUGCAUGUUGUUGGAGUUGGGAGACACAGGAUGAGAAACAUGGCAGAAGGAGUGCAUGGGCAGCAAAACUAUGCCAUGUGCAGCUGGAAGCCCACCUUCAUUUGGAUUGCUCGAAUAGACAUCUUGAUCGUGGUAGGACAAGUAUGUCGUAGCAGUGUAGAACAUUCUAGUUGGGUUGGAAAAAACUCAUGGUGUAUCCCCUUUGUAGCUAGCCACCUCCCAAACUCUUCAGGUCGGGAUCCUCUCUUGUGCAACACUCACUUCGGAUUUGAUUGCUCCUAAAUCCUACAAAGCCAUUCCACG
Molecule: messenger RNA, 799 nt
Organism: Closterium sp. NIES-67
Lineage: Eukaryota; Viridiplantae; Streptophyta; Zygnematophyceae; Desmidiales; Closteriaceae
Source: the annotation of a GenBank genome assembly